This is a messenger RNA of Durusdinium trenchii, 1173 nucleotides long. Lineage: Eukaryota; Dinophyceae; Suessiales; Symbiodiniaceae. The record is from the annotation of a GenBank genome assembly.
AUGUCCUUGGAGAUACCCUCCAAAGACUAUGCGUACCAAUGGGUCAUGCAAUGGAUGGUAGCCAAUCGGAUUCAUGGCUCACGCCAUUUGGGUGUGGAAACCACCUACAGCAAGGACGCAGCGGGAAGACAAACCGCAGCUUUCGACUUCAUUCCCAGUCCUGGCCGACACUGGGUCAGGUGGCGGGGGAACUUCAUCUUGGUCGACCGAGCCCGAGAGACCAAAACCGUGGACAUGUCCACCGGAGCUCCAUGGGAGACGCUGACGCUGACAGCCUUGUCGAUUCGACCCAACGUCUUCCAAGACAUCCUGGCGGAGGCGAAACAGGCAGCUCUUGAACGGGAAGAGGGCAUGACAAUCAUCUACCAGUGUUACGGGCACGAAUGGAGGCCCUUUGGAAAUCCAAAGAGAAUCAGGCCCUUCGAUUCCGUGGUUCUGGAUUCAGGAGUUUCAAAUCAUGUAUUUGAUGACAUCCAGGAUUUUCUACAGAGCCAUAAAUGGUACUUGGACAGAGGUAUCCCAUAUCGACGAGGCUACCUUUUGCACGGCCCACCUGGCUGUGGGAAGUCUUCCUUUGUCUCAGCGCUUGCUGGUCGUUUGGGCUACAACAUUUGUGUGCUCAACUUGGGUGACCCAAGUAUGACCGAUGACCGACUUGCACAUAUGCUCGCUGUGGUGCCACCACGAUGUUUGGUGCUUUUGGAGGAUGUGGACUUUGCCGUGGGGCAGCAAACCCCCGCAGAUCCCUCUGGGCCAUAUGCAGGAGUCACUCGUGUGAGCUUCAGCGGCCUCUUGAAUGCCUUGGAUGGCGUCAUCGCCACUGAGGAGAGAGUGGUCUUCAUGACUACGAACCACUUCCAUGCACUGCCUAGGGCACUGGUAAGACCUGGGCGAGUUGAUCUGUCGAUAUACAUCGGCUUGGCCUCCAGGUCACAGCUGAAAAUGAUGUACUUGCGGUUUUUCCCUGGUCAAGAGGAUCUGUCGGAAACCUUUGCCACUGUUUGCGAGGACGAGGGACUAAGUAUGGCAGAGCUGCAAGGCUACUUCAUGUUCUUCAAAAACAAACCAGAGGAGGCUGUGGCCAAUAUCAAAGAGUGGCUGGACGAGAGACGCAAGGUUCACGAGGACCGAAGCGUGAAGAUAUUGAGAAUCUCUGUGUUUUUCUCAAUGUGA